Messenger RNA from Neltuma alba, 1296 nucleotides. Its product is annotated as 11-beta-hydroxysteroid dehydrogenase-like 4A. Gene Ontology annotation, molecular function: oxidoreductase activity. NCBI's taxonomy places the organism in Eukaryota, Viridiplantae, Streptophyta, Magnoliopsida, Fabales, Fabaceae. Bases 72 to 1064 code for a protein of 330 amino acids. The record is from RefSeq and is a predicted model, not a curated record. The transcript is spliced from 6 exons. Gene Ontology annotation, cellular component: cytosol.
CUAGCUCUUGCAUCAUUCCAAAGUUUUAGAGCUUUCGUUUGAUUCCCCUUUUCACCCAAAAGCAUUAAGCAAUGAGUCUCACUCACAAGUUCCUCAACAUUGCAUUGCCUCUAGUAACAUUAAUUGUCCUCCCCAUUAUCACAGUACCUUUUCUCUUCUUCAAGCUAGUGCUUUCUGUGAAAAAGUUGGUUUGCAUUGAAAAUCUGACCAGAAAGGUCGUACUAAUCACGGGUUCAGCCUCAGGAAUUGGCGAGCAACUUGCUUACGAGUAUGCUAAGCGAGGAGCAGUUCUAUCACUGGUUGACGUUAGAGAGGAUAAUUUGAAAGCAGUAGCCGAUAAGGCUAGGUCUCUGGGUUCCCCAGAUGUCAUCACAAUCGUUGCUGAUGUAUCUAAGGUCGAAAAUUGUAAACGGUUUGUUGAUGAAACCGUUAAUUACUUUGGACACAGUAAGUUGUUUUCUUUGCAAUUAUGUUUACAGUGGAUACCUAGUGCUGGAACUGUAAUGGUUGAAAAGUUGGAGGAUUGUAUCGAUAUUUCUGUGCCGCGUCCAAUUAUGGAUGUAAAUUUCUGGGGUGCACUUUAUGGGACUCUGUUUGCAAUUCCACAUCUGAAAAGGAGCAGAGGCAAGAUCGUAGUGAUUGCUUCAGGUUUGGGAUGGUACCCUCUUCCAAGACUUGGUUACUAUAAUGCAAGCAAGGCAGCAAUCAUAAACUUUUUUGAGACGCUGAGAACUGAACUUGGCUGGGCAAUUGGAUUCACAAUUGUUUCGCCUGGCUUCAUCAAAACAGACCUCUCAAAGAGAAUCUUGGCUUCGGAGGCUAGUCUUAGGUUAUUUCCAAUGGCAUCAGCAGAGGAAUGCGCUAAAGCAGUUGUACAAGGGGUGUGUAGGGGAGAUUUGUACGUGACAUACCCUUUAUGGGUGAGGUUGGGAUUUCCUUUGAAGGUGAUUUUUCCAGAACUUGUGGACUGGCUUCAUCGACUGGUUUUCAGGAUAUCUACCAACGCUUUUGAAAACAAGGAAAAUCUGAACUUAUCACAGAACUCGCAGCUUAAGGCAGAGUAAAAGUCUGUCAAUUUUCACUGAUAUGGUCAUUUUGGACUGUCAAAACUAAUCUGGGGAUGUAAUAAUCAGUUGUGAGCCGCUAUAGUUGUUUUAAUAAUGUCCAAUGUAAUUUAGGUUAUUUGCCUAGCAUGCAUGGAAGUUCCAGCACAAGUAAAAAAAUGAUGAAACAAAUUCUGCAGAAAACUUUGUUUUUCUCUAUCCAAAGACAAAUGGAGAUUCAAGAUUGUUUAUC